UUCAGUGUUUUGUUUUUGUUUAUUUCUUUUGCGAGGACAAAAAACGGCAGGGUUUUGGCCAAGCUUCCUACAUAAAUUUACUCUUGCAGUUGCAGAGGAACUGCAUGAACAGAAAGCUACAGAACAUGGCUGCCAUCAAGCUUGCUCGUCCAGUGGCUCUCCUGCUGUGUGGGUUCAUGGUGAUCAGUUACUCCAUUCAGAACACUGAGGCAAAGCAGGGUAGGAUUUGCACCAUGCACUGUCUGAAUGCGACGUACAUGACGUGCCCGCCCAAGGACAACGAGCAGCUGCAACCUGUCUGCAACUGCUGCCUCGCCGAUAAGAAAGGCUGCACCAUAUACCUGAGCGACGGGGGAGUGGAGAAAUGCAACUGAAGAACGUGUUCAUGAACUCCUCCUUGUAUGGUCAAAUGAUCAGAUAGAUCUUGCUGUUGAAUAAAAGGCCUCCAUAGUGUACUACAACUACUGUUUGGAUGCUAAUUUUUUUGAGAUUUGGAAAU
This is a messenger RNA of Phragmites australis (common reed), 499 nucleotides long. Its product is annotated as proteinase inhibitor type-2-like. The record is from RefSeq and is a predicted model, not a curated record. The coding region runs from base 105 to 374 and encodes 89 amino acids. The transcript has 2 exons. Gene Ontology annotation, molecular function: serine-type endopeptidase inhibitor activity. NCBI's taxonomy places the organism in Eukaryota, Viridiplantae, Streptophyta, Magnoliopsida, Poales, Poaceae.